Messenger RNA from Fusarium pseudograminearum CS3096, 1470 nucleotides. RefSeq lists its product as uncharacterized. NCBI's taxonomy places the organism in Eukaryota, Fungi, Ascomycota, Sordariomycetes, Hypocreales, Nectriaceae. Gene Ontology annotation, molecular function: iron ion binding; monooxygenase activity; oxidoreductase activity, acting on paired donors, with incorporation or reduction of molecular oxygen. The record is from RefSeq and is a predicted model, not a curated record. The transcript is spliced from 3 exons. The coding region runs from base 1 to 1470 and encodes 489 amino acids.
AUGACUCUCAUUACUACUCCCGGAGCGCCUUUGCUCGCUGGUGUCUUUCUCUUUGUCAUCGCAACUUACACCCUGGUCACAUCACUCUCCUCACCUCUACGUCGCGUGCCCGGUCCUUGGUACACUAAUUUCACACACUUGGUUCUCAAAUUCCACAUUGUUACUGGUAACAGGAUACACUAUGUCCAUUCACUUCACCAAAGAUACGGUCCUAUCGUCCGGCUCACCCCUUGGGAGGUAUCUGUCAGUGACGCGGAAGCUGUUUCUGCAGUGCACAAGAUUGGCGCAGGAUUCCUCAAGUCAGCUUGGUAUGAUGGCAUAACACCUGGCCGUGAGCCCGGCAUCUUUGCUAUGCGUGAUCCUCAUCAGCAUUCAGCUCGCCGAAGACUGUUUGCUCGCGCUUUCAGCAACGGUUCCUUGCUUACCAACUGGGAGCCCGAGAUCAGACAAAAGACUAGCCUCGCCGUUCAGAAGAUUAAGCAGGAUGCUCUCGGAGCUGGCGCUGAUGUGUUUAAAUGGUGGACCCUCAUGGCUACAGAUGUGAUUGCGCAUUUGUCUUUUGGGGAGUCAUUCCAUAUGCUAGAACAGGGCAAGCAAACACGCUACAUCGACUCAAUCCAGUUGGCCAUGAUCAACAGUGGCAUCAGAACAGAGCUGUCUUGGAUCUACCCUUUUCUGAAAUUCAUCCCAUCCCAAGGUCUAAAGACGCUCUUGAAUGCCGACAAUGUUGUUUACGAUCACGGCACCGUGGCAGUCAGGAACAUGCAAAGUGCAGGGGAUGGACUAAACAGGGCCAAUCUGUUCAGUCAGAUGGUAGCUGAAGCCGAUGGCCAAGAAAAGACAACACUCACAGCAUCGAGUGUGCAGGCAGAAGCAGGUAACCUCAUUAUUGCUGGAUCGGAUACGACAGCUGUCACUUUGACAUAUCUUGUCUGGGCUGUCCUCAAGCACCCUCAGCUGCAAGCCCAGCUAGAGGAAGAAGUUUGUUCGCUUAGUGAUGAGUUGACAUUUGACGAACUCAAAAAUGCACCGCUCUUGAACAGCAUUAUCGAAGAGACUCUUAGAUUAUAUGGCGCAGCACCUGGUGCACUUCCGCGUGUUGUCCCCAGCAAGGGUGCUACCCUUGUUGGUCAAUAUCUUUCAGGAGGUACCGUUGUCAGCACACAAGCAUAUACAUUUCAUCGUGACGAAAGCAUCUGGCCUGAUGCACUAAGAUUUGAUGGAUACCGAUUUAUGGACAAGUUCAAGAUGACAGCUUCCCAGAAAGCUGCGCUUUCCCCUUUCGGAGCUGGCUCUAGAAUUUGUAUCGGAAUGCACUUGGCUUAUAUGGAAUUAAGACUCGGAGCUGCACUGUUCUUUCGAGAAUGUCGUGGGGUUAAGAUUGGUGUGGAGAUGACUGACGAUAUGAUGGCGAUGGAGAAUCACUUCUUGAUUGCACCCAAAGCUCAUAAAUGUAUAGUUAAGCUAUAG